Molecule: messenger RNA, 8517 nt
Organism: Labrus mixtus (cuckoo wrasse)
Lineage: Eukaryota; Metazoa; Chordata; Actinopteri; Labriformes; Labridae
Product: zinc finger protein 462-like
Exons: 10
Biological process (GO): regulation of gene expression
Cellular component (GO): nucleus
Source: RefSeq, a predicted model, not a curated record
GAGUGGUACUCGCGGGAAAAAUGGCGGAAACGUGAAAUGCUCUUCACGUUAUCAACAUCAGUGUUUCAAAACAUUGCCUUUAAAGACGUCCCCUGUGCUCGUCAGUACACGUGUGACACACCUGCGUUAUUUGAGACUCUAAAUAAAAAAAGAGAUGCAAGAUGCAAAAAGAUUCAGUGCACAUCUCCACCUCAGGCACCUUGACACACCUUCAAGCCGCCACUCAAGAACCCCAGCUCAAGUCUUUACAGUGUAGUCACUGUUCUCUCGUCUUUAACUCCAAGGUCUACCUUUUCGAACACCUCAACAAGGUUCAUGACUUCAGUGUAGAUGCUGCUCUCACAGAUGCCAGUUUAAAACAAGCUGGGACUGACCAAACCGAAACUGACAUCAAAGGCAACAAUUCAGGAGAAUAUUUUGAAUGCCAGCGUUGUGGUUUUAAGGCUUUUAGUCUGGAUGUUUUAAAAGAACACGAGAAACGGUGUCAAAGAAAAUCAGAGAAUCAGAAUCUAAGUCAAGUCAUUUCUGAAAACCAAAAGUGUCAAGUUGUUCUGAAAAACCACACAGACGCUGAAGGAGCUCAAGAGAUUCCGUCACUUAAUCCAGUGAAGUCCACCGCAACAACCAAAUGCACACCAAACUCAUCAAAGGACCUGAAAACAUACAAAAGGCCGUUGCAAACCAUCACCAAGUACUUAGUGGCGUCUUCUGGAAUUAAACGGGAAUCCCCAGUACAAUCAGAUGAUUGCUCAAUGUCUCUAGAUGGCUCAAAAGAAACCCUCCUUUUGCAAGAGUCUCCCUCAAACUCCAGCCCAAACAGCAGUGGUGUGUUUAAAGUCACUGCAAUGCCCACGAUUGAUAUCACGGAAAGGGAUUCUACCCGGUUCUUGCUCGAUGAUCCCUUUCCUGGUGCUAACCUGAAACCGCCAAAGCUUCAGGGACAGUUAAAAAAAACAGUCUUGAACUAUGUUGACAAGAGGCCCAAGAAUGGAAGCUCGGGAGGCCCUCCUGUGAAAAAAGCAAAGUCAGACAAAAACCUUCCAGAGAAAGCAAAUGCAAGUAAACAUCAGUCAUCAAGCAACAAAGAACUGUCACUGGAAUUCAGCGAAGGUGAAGAGGAAAGGAAUCUGGAGGACAUGGAUGUGGAAACCUCAACAGUUUAUAACUGUAAGCGUUGUGAUUUCUGUGCCGUUGGCAUCAGACCUUUGUCCACCCAUUAUCAAAACAGUCACCCUCACAUAAGAUAUAAUGCUGUCUACCUCAAGGACCCAACUGAUCAGAGUGCGACGUUUCGUUGCCUGGAGUGUCCGAUUGAGUUUUCAAAUGAAGCUGAACUCAAAAGACAUUGCACUGAAAAUCAUCCAGAGGCCUUGCGUGCACUCACAAUGCAAUCACAUGGCCACAGUUUGGUUUUUAAAUGUUUUGUGUGUUCAUUUACCACAGAUGCAUUGAAGGCCUUAAAAGAACACUACAGGGAAAAGCACCCAACACAGGAAGUGGAUAAUUCUUUGAUGUACUGCAGAUAUUCUGCAAGUAGAUAUCAAGAAGAGGAUGAAUCUCGGUUGGUUGAAUGUGAAAAAGUACCAAGCCCUGAAAGAACAGAAGACAUUUCUGCAGAGAGUGUCCAUGUACCAUGCAACAAAGUCAGAAAAACACCCUCGCCCCAACAUCCCAACUCCAUUGAAGCAGACAUGUCAUUGUAUCAUUGCAACAACUGCAAGUUUAGUCAUAAGUCACUAAUUGUGAUGCAUGUCCACUACCAAAGAAGCCACCCAGAUGAAGCUGUCACAAUAGACACAAUCAAGCAGUCAGCAUCCGUCUCAUCGCAUACAAAAUUGCAGAUGACUUCAGGUAAGUCUCCGGACUCUGUGAUGGAAAAGUCUACACCCACAAAGAGCAACACAGAUUCUGAGACACCAAAACAUAAAAACAAGCUGUCAUUGAAAAGGUUCAAAUUGUGUUUGAGAAAACCUAUGCGCACCCAAGAAGCUUCCAAAACCCAUUCGGAGUCUCCCAAAAGCACGAAAGUGGAAUCUGCAGAGGACAGAAGUAAGGGAACAGUAUCACCUACCACACAAGACACAGAAAGGUCUUAUGAUUUGGAUAGUUUAUCAGUUGGCAAUUCACCAGAGAAGUUGUUCUACUGUCAGCGUUGCUGCUAUUCCAGUACCAAUAUUAAAAGUGUUCUUGGACAUCAUAACACAAAACACUCUGGAAGUGAAAGAACAGAUAUUAUAGAGAUUGCAUUAUAUAGUACUGAAAUGCAGAAAAGGAAGCAAAUUCAGUUAAGUCCAAGUUCAAUCCCCGCUGAUUCUGAAGUCUGUGAGCAAGUUGAGGUUUGUGGUGGAACAGAACAUCAGCACAUGGAGGGGAAUUCAACGAAGAUAUCAGUGGUGGAGUCCAAUGCUUAUGCACACCCGGACAACUUGUUCUACUGUCAAAAGUGCAACUUAGGAAAUCCAACCAUAAAAGGAGUACUGAACCAUCAAAACAAAGCUCAUAGAAACAUUAAAACCAAAAGAGAAUGUAUUAUUAAACACACAGCUUUGGUCCGUGAUCAAAUCCAAAAGUCAAAAUCCCAAGAAAAUGGCUCUGCUUAUCGUCUACCUCUUCCUGUAUUAAAUGAGGGGGAAACAGAUGUGUUUUUCUGCCACUUCUGCAAUUAUAGACACCGUUUUUUGAAAGAGGUACUGCGUCAUUAUGCCACCAGACAUCCUCGAUUUAAGGUAAAGGAUGAACGAAUUCGCCGGUAUUCUUCUCUGAUCCACGAAAAGAUACAGAAAUCGCCCCGAAAAUCACCCGAAAACCAAGAGGUCGCGCAUGAAUCCCUUGGUGCAAAGGAGGAAAAAAAGAUCAAAACAACGGAGGGUAGCAAAGUGUCAGAAUCACCAUCAACGACGGCCUCACAAAUACUGAGGACCCUAAAGUGCCGUGCAUGCCAGUACAAAACUCAACAUGUGUAUCUUUUGAGAAGGCACUUGAAGCAAAUUCACAAGGCAAGCCGCACAGUCACUGAAAUUUUGAGAAUGUGUUAUAAACAAGGAGCUAUACCGGCAGGGUAUCACUGUGACAUGUGUGUAUUUUCUCACCAAACAGCUAAAGCAAUCUAUGAACAUUACAAGGACAAACACAAAAAACAACCAAGCCUUGAGUUUGUCAGUACUCGGUUACAUGUAGGCCCAAAAUCAGGCCUAUCUAAAAGGAAGGAACAGCAGAUUGAGGGAACUGAUAUUUUAAUAGAUGGGGAUGUCACUGAUGACAGUUUAGCACCUCAAAGAUCUAGACCUAAUGAAAACAGGGUGUAUUCCUGCAAAGCAUGUUCUUUUAAAAGUCACUCAAUGUCAAAUAUCACACAACACUACCGGGCGGUCCAUCCUUGGUCUGUGAAAGAGGAUGGCUCAGUCCUGGAUGUCAUCGACAGCAGGAAGCCUGGUGCAAACAGGCAGGUGGAAGACCCCAGUGACAUACCUGUUGCUCUCGACAAGUACCAAGUGCCACUUGAAUUUGACAACUCACCUGGUACACCUAAUAAAGUGACAAAAUCUUCCAAAAAGAUCAUCAAUUAUUGCCCUGCAAAGUUUCAUACCCAGCUCCGCCUUGAUACCCACAUUGGACUCAAACACCGAGAAUCUGAAACUGAAACUGAAAAUUCAAAUGAACACGGAGAAGAGCAAAUGCAAAUCCAAACAAGUUUCCAUCUUUUCUCAUGUCCACAUUGUCCCUAUGUGAACACCAUUUAUCAUGGAGCGCUCAAUCACUGCCAGAUGAAGCAUCCUGGCGCUGAAUCCAGUGCAGGUAGUUUUCUUGUGGAUGGCGAUGAUUUAAAGAAGUUAAGGGACUGUUUGAAAAGAAAAGGUCCGGGUGUGAGAGUCAGUGGGUACAUGUGCAAAACCUGCCCACAAAUCUAUGCAACACUGGAGAAGGUGGAGAGGCAUUUCAGGAACUUCAAUCAUGGAAAUGUGGCUAAAGCUGUGCCAACGAAGCUCAAACCGCCUCCUAAACUAUCAGCUGUUAUGAAACAAACAAAGGCUAAGCUCCGUAGCAAUAAGGGAUUCAUGUCGAAAGCCCCAUUUUUUAAGAACAAACAGUUGAUGAUAAAGUGUCAUCAUUGUGCUUACAAGUGCACCACAAAACUUGGGCUUGGUCGACACGUUCUUCUUAGCCACAGUAAUGAAUCUGCAGCAAAGGCAGAUGAUCCUCCCUACAAGUGUGCCCUGUGCUCCAAUGCCUAUUUCAGAAAAAAACUUCUUGGAACCCAUUAUGCUAACAAACAUGGAAAAGAAAGCCUCGUCAAAUACUUUGUACCGCUAAACAAGCAGGUUGACAUGAAGCCCAAGCCAGCAUCUGCGGACUGCUCUUUAACCCAGCAUCAACAAAACGAUGUCAAAGCAAAUAAACAAAGAACAACGACGGAGGAAAACAAAAUAUGGAUGUUCAAGUGUCCAUACUGUACCUAUGUGAAUGCAAGCUACUUUGGAAUUCUCACUCACUGCCAAAUGAGCCACCCAGGCUCCUCAGCCAGGGCAGAUGAUCUUCAGGUGGAGGAAAUCCUUGUUACCAACAUGGUUGGUUUUUCAAAGGGAAAAAGCCCUAAUGUCCGAGGUUACAGGUGUAAACGGUGUCCACAAAUUCAUGUAUCAAUGAAAAAACUAAAAACCCAUUGUGAGAGCGACCAUGGUACGACUGAGACAACGUCUUCCAAACUUGUACUUACAAUAAAAAAAACACAAAAACAACAGGAUUACAGCUUCCAGCAUUCGGUAUUGGAGGCUUUCUCUUUAAAAAAUGACACAUCAGCUGUGAGCAUCAUAGAAACUGACCGCAGUCCCCAACUGGACGCUCCUGAAAUCGGUGACGCGAACACAACAUCAGUUCAGAACAAGGAAAUGCCAUACGAGUGCCACAUUUGUUCCUAUAAAGGCAGCUUUCGAAGAUACCUGCAAAGUCACUACAGGAAAUGUCACAAAAUUGAUGCAUUGACUACACACAAGCUGCUGCAGAAGUAUAACAAGCGCACACACAAGACGGAAGACCAGUUGGAAGCUCGACCUGAGGAAACUGCCGCAGUCGAAUGUAAGAUGUGUCCAAAUGUAACGUUUGACUCCCCUGAGCUGCUUAUUGCCCACUUUAGAACCGCUCAUAAUUCAGAUCGCAUUCUGGACUUCAUUAUUUUAUCAAGAGGAUCAAAGAGGACCACUGGGCUUUACAAAUGCCUCCACUGCAAAAAACAAUUGAACGGAAUUAGUAAGAUGUGCUAUCAUAUGGACCGCCACAGAGAGAGGGAGAGUAUGAAGUCAAAGGAUGCAAAGAUGGAGACAUCAGAUGUCGUAAUGACGAUCCCCGAGGACAGAGCCGUCGAACAAGGUGAACUGCCUGUAGUGGAAACUUUGGAGGAACUUGAGUGGGAUGGGGCACCAGUGGAGAUCAUGACUUUGCCAACAAGCCCUCUGUCGUCACCGACAAAACCAACAGAUCAGGAGCAACCAGAGGAGGAUUCAAGAGACGACCUCCCUACCUGCCAACAGUGUGGGCGGACUUUCAUGUCAGUGAAAGGUUUGCGCUCACACGAGCGUAGCCAUGCAGCAUUUGCGGCCAUCAAGAAACACACACUGCCUGCGUCAGUCCCAAGGCACAAAAUUAACAAGUACAUCAUCUAUAAAUCUGGUACCACAAAGCCUUUUGUGUGUAGUUUCUGUUCUUAUCGGACAAACGUCAUGGGCCUGUGGAGAAGACAUUUCAUGAAAAGUCAUCAAGAUAUUCUUGAGGAUCCGACUGACGCUGAAGACCAGGAUGAGGGCGGCGCUCAGAGCGACGUGGAGCCCAAUCCAUCAGAAGAAUGGAGCGAUAUUCCUACACAUGAUGAAAAACCUGAAACGAAUAAAAGCAAGUCCAACCUGUUGUUCAUUUUAGUCAAUCAUAUUUCAUGUAGCUGUUGAAAUGUACAUUAAACACACUUUUUAUUAACUUCACCAGGAUCCCUGUACUCGGAGCCUCCAAAUGUGCAGCAGCAGUUGAACCAAUAUAACUUAAUGGCACAGGUCGGUGCGUCAUCAAAAGUGACCAUGAAGGUAACCAGGUUAUCUAACAGCAGCGUGCUUUAUUGUGAGCUCUGCAACUUCAACACCGAACACCUGAGCAGUAUACGACGGCACUACUCAAAUCGCCAUGGAAAGAAGCUCCACAAGUGCAAGGACUGUGAAUUCUUUACUUGUUCAAGGAAAACCCUGAAAGUGCACAUGGACAGGGGCCACUCAGCAUGCCCGUCAGAACCUACUCAUCAGAAAGACAUCUGCUGCCCUUUCUGCCUUUACCAGACCAAAAACAAGAACCACAUGAUCGAUCACAUCAUCUUGCAUCGGGAGGAACGCUUGGUGCCAAUCGAGGUGCGACGCCCGAAGCUGUCGCGUUACCUUCGAGGCAUGGUGUUCCGCUGUCACAAUUGCACUUUCACAUGCGGCAACGCUGAAAACCUGCAUUUGCACAUGAUGAAGCACGAUGACGUCAAACCCUACAAGUGUCGACUGUGCUUCUUCGACUGCACUCAGCUCAGCGACUUGGAGGCACACCUGAGUGAUAAACAUCAGGUCAUAAGGAAUCAUGAGCUUGUCGGUCAGGUCAGCCUGGAUCAGCUAGAGGCGAGGGGGAGAAGGACGCCAGGAGAUGAAGAGGAGCUCUCGGAUGACUCGAAGCGACACAACAAGGAGACGAUAAAAACGGAGGAGAUCGGCACAGACUAUGAUGAAGUUCAACAGCAGAUGCGAGCUAAAAAUCCUGGAGAGAAUGAGAUGAUGGAGAUAAUGACCUUUAAGAUCGAGGACGAUUACCAGCAGCAGGAUAUGGAUGGCACCAAAAGAAAUGAAGAAGGACCUGAGAGUUUAUUAUCAGACCUGGAAAAUACUGUGGACCAAAAUAUUGGUGAAAGCAUGGAAUUUGAGGACUGCAAAGGUCCAGAGAAAGAGAUGCAGACGAAGGAGAACACAGCCCGCACCUCACUGAGAGAUUGUGGAGGCAGCAGUACGAGGAGCACGCAUGAAAACAAACAGGAUGAGAGCUUGUGGGUGAAUGUAGCCAAAAACUCACAACUCCAUAUUGAGGGGCUUCAGAAAAAUGUGUGCAUCACCGAGGACAGUGUAAAAAACAACACACUUGACGAGAAUCUUGAGAUUCACAUGAUGGUCGAUCCGGAGCGAGAGAUCAAGACGGAGCAGGAGAUAAUGUAUGCAGAGAGCACCAUCGGCUUUGCCAACAACCAAAACAGUCGGUUUAAUACGGAGGCAAACAAAAGUCAAAGACCAGAAACUACCGCCAGGGCUCAAGAGAGUUUUACGUUUAAUAAUGAUCUGCUACCUUCAGUGUCCAACUGUGCACAGUUCAGAAUAAGCCACCAGGAGAGCUUAGGUGUGUCAUUGACACAGUGCAAUGAAAAGCAAAUGCGCGAGCGGCACAACAGUGAGCAGCUCGGAGACCAAUAUGGAGAAAUGCCCGUACUUAAGAAGGAAUAUCUCCGAGAAGAAAUGGACCAUGUAGGCUGCUACUUGGCUGGAGAUCACAAUUAUUAUCGAAAGCAAGAGCAGGACAAAGAGAAGAUGAUCCGUGAAGAUGAUGCAGAUCAGGAACAUGUGGAACGUGAUGGGAUAAAGGAUGCAGAUAAACCCCAUGUGCCCAAAGGUGCACUUCCUGUCACAGAUGGAGCUGCUGAAGGCGGCUGCCCUGUAACCACAGAGGACAAACGGUUUACCUGUGAGCUUUGUGGACGAAACCUCAUGAACAGCUUUGAUCUACAGCGACACGUGCUGCGACAUGGAAUAUAACGUCUUUCUUUGUUGUUGACAAUAAAGAGGGCUGUCCACUGUUGUUUAUGUGUGGAGAGCUACAUCUUUUAAUAAACAGUCAUCUGCAUAUUUACUCUACUGUUUAUUUCUGAGCAAUCCGGUUUAAUUUUUUUUUUUUUUUUUAUGUCUUAGAUUAUUAAACCUUUUCUAAUUAUGUAUUUUACGAUAGCAAAGGAUCGUAAUUACGUGAUUCAAGGAAUGAGCUUCAGAACCAAUAUGAGGGGACUGUUAAAUGUGUGACACAUUGUCAUUAUGAUCUUCUGAGUUAUAUUAUUUAAAGACACUAAGGAAAAUCUUUGAAUAACCAUGAUGCAAAGAAUGUCAUUUUCUACUCCUGUACUUUGUUUGAAGGGAGAGAUGUGAUAGUGUUCAUUCUGUUAAACAUGCAAAAAAAACAAGUAUUUACACUGAAUUACUGUUUCAAUGAACUGGACCAACCUCAAUACCACAGAUUGUGGAAACGCUUAUGCUGCAUUCAGGUGCUGUUGGUUAUUUGAAUACAAGUUGUCUACUUUGCCAGGGAGCAAGUAUUUUUUUAUUUUAUUUUUUGCCCAGUGGCACAAUGUAUUUAGUCUUAUUCAUAUCAUGUAAAUAUUAAACUUCUAUUAUGUUUUUAAUCUUUUCAUCCCAGGAUAACAUUUUAUGGUUCUUGUAUGUAUAAUUAAAGUGUUAUUGUUGACUGACA